AUGAUUGCUGUGAAUCUGAGUGCAGUGAGUGAAUUCCAGCUGCUGGGCUUUUCUGAAGUCUCUCACCUGCAUCCUCUGCUCUUUGUAGUUUUCUUUUCUCUUUACAUCCUCACCCUGAUGGCUAACAUAGUGAUUGCUCUGAUAAUAAAUGGUGAUAACACCCUUCACACCCCCAUGUAUUUCUUCCUAACUCAGCUGUCCUGUUUGGAUAUCUGCUAUUUGUCAGUCAUUGUCCCCAAAAUUCUUGAGAAUCUAGUGGUGGGAACAGUCAGCAUUUCUAAGGCAGGAAGUGCACUGCAAAUGUUUUUUUUCCUUUUCUUUGGGGUUGCAGAGUGUUUCCUCUUGGCUGCCAUGUCAUUGGACCGUUAUGUGGCCAUAUGCUACCCCCUGCAUUACACUGUCACCAUGAACAACAGAGUCUGCAAAAGCCUGGUUGCUGGAGCUUACAUUUGUGGGUCUGCUGUAGGCUUAGUGCACACCAGCAUAACAUUCAGCUUACCCUUCUGUGGUCUUGCCAUCAGCCACUUCUUCUGUGAGAUUCAGCCCCUCUUGGAGCUGCUUUGUGGUAACACUUCCCCAAGUGAAAUCCAAGUCAUUGUGGUGGCUGUCUUUGCUAUUGUGGGUCCCUUCUUAGUCAUCAUCUAUUCAUACACCUGCAUCAUUUCCAUGAUUAUUAAGAUGUCAUCAGCUGAAAGCCAGCAGAAGGCCUUUUCCACUUGCUCCUCACACCUUUUAGUUGUAACUAUUUUCUAUGGCACAGCAAGCUCCAUGUAUUUGAGACCAAAGUCCAGCUACUCUGCGUCUGGUGAUAAGCUGCUCUCACUUUCAUACACUGUGGUGACUCCUUUACUGAAUCCUAUUAUCUACAGUCCGAGGAAUGAGGAGGUGAAAAGAGCUUUGAGGAAAAGAUGGAGGAAAAUUAAUUCUGUGUGGAAAUGA
Messenger RNA from Dryobates pubescens (Downy woodpecker), 939 nucleotides. RefSeq names its product olfactory receptor 10C1-like. Gene Ontology annotation, molecular function: olfactory receptor activity; G protein-coupled receptor activity. Gene Ontology annotation, biological process: G protein-coupled receptor signaling pathway. Gene Ontology annotation, cellular component: membrane. NCBI's taxonomy places the organism in Eukaryota, Metazoa, Chordata, Aves, Piciformes, Picidae. The record is from RefSeq and is a predicted model, not a curated record.